Messenger RNA from Knipowitschia caucasica, 234 nucleotides. Lineage: Eukaryota; Metazoa; Chordata; Actinopteri; Gobiiformes; Gobiidae. The record is from the annotation of a GenBank genome assembly.
AUGAGGAGCUCCCUGCACCAUCGCCAUGGCAACGGCUCGCCUCAGACGGUUAGCUCUAACAUCAAAGGUUCCCAAUCUUCUUUGUCAUAUCAUACAGAUAUGGCAGAUGAGGAGGGGGAUGUGGGACUGGACAUGCCCAGAGAAGGUGCUCUGAUCCUGGGCACAGAUCACAGUCCUCAGGCCCGGGUGAACCGCAUGGAGCAGCUUCUGGGUCUCAAUGGAUUUGAACCAUAG